GAAAUAAUGAUUGAUGUGCAUGAUGCAACUACAGCCACCUCAUGCUGUAUCCUGGGCAUAUGUCCAGUUUGUAUUUAAUUCACCUUACCAUUCAUUGGGCAUAACACCAAAAGAGACCAAUGUACUGUAAAUUUCCUGCUGCUGAAACAAAGAGCAAAGCUCACCGCAUUAAACUGUAUAACACUACGCAGAGGUCUAUGCAUCCUCUCUCUCUCUAUCUCUCUCUCUCUCUCAGCCUCCCUUACUCUGUUGCUCUCCCUCUCUCAGUCAUCCUCUCCCGCCUUGGUGCUGAACCUGCGACGUUGCUUAGAGAGAAACAGAAAAAAAAAAAAAUCUUCAUUUCUGUUCCAGUCAGUGGACCCACCAUCUGAAGGGGAAAUAAGUAAAGUCAUGUUCCGAUAAAUCAUAUGCAGCGGAUGUAAAAGCGACGGCGGGGCGAGAACGCACCUGCCCUAACAGACUCCGACGCUGGUGCAACAGAACCUCACCGAGAUCACUGCAAGUUCCAUGCCUUUGAGUCACACGGACAAGUCUUCAAAGAGCAUGAAGACAAGUUGUUUUCCUUCAAAUAGUAGUUCAAGAAAUUAUGAUAUAACAUGGAUCUGCUGCUAAUCACCAUGAUGCUGAGACAGGCGUUGUAAAUCUUUCACUCCUUUUUCAGCACCCAACCCAGGCCCAUCUUGUUUUUUGGAAAUUUUUCCUGGUUUUCCUUUUACUACAAGCAAAUCCUCCUACAUCUUUGCCCUGAUUAUAGCCUUUGGAACUGUCUUUUCUUUGCAUUGACAUCAUGCAGCGUACUUUACCCAUCUCUGUUCUCCUCCCUCUUAUACUUUCUUCCCUUCUGUUUUUUUCCUGUCUUCCCGAAAUGGCCAAUGGCGACUGCUGGCUUAUUGAAGGGGACAAAGGCUAUGUUUGGCUAGCUAUAUGCAGUCAGAAUCAGCCUCCCUAUGAGACUAUCCCCCAGCACAUCAACAACACAGUCCAUGACUUGAGACUGAAUGAAAACAAACUGAAAGCUGUGCUUUUCAGUUCUAUGUACCGCUUCACGAACUUGACUGACCUAAAUCUAACGAAGAAUGAAAUCAGCUAUAUCGAGGAUGGCGCCUUUGCAGGACAAGCCAAUUUACAGGUCCUUCAACUAGGUUACAACAAGUUGACGAAUAUCACUGAAGGCAUGAUGAGAGGGCUUGGCCGCAUGCAGUGCCUCUUCUUACAGCACAACCUCAUUGAAGUUGUUGCAAGCAAUGCAUUCUGGGAGUGUCCCAGUCUCAGCAGCAUCGACCUGUCGUCCAACAAACUUGCCCGCAUCGACCCAUCCACAUUCACAGUUCCCAGUCGCCUGAUGGUAUGUGAACUGGCUGCAAAUCCGUUCCAUUGUGGUUGCGAUCUUCUUGGCUUCCUGUUCUGGUUAGAGUCCUUCAACAAUGUGUCACACACUUAUGACCGCCUCCAGUGUGAAACACCCAGGGAAAUGUUUGGCUACCCUUUACUGAGUCCUUUUGCUUCAAGCCACGCUGGUCGCAAUGCCAAAAACAUUUUGUACCAUCGCUGCAGAGAUGGCGUGAUGAUUCCAGGAAUGACGUCUCUACCACCCGAUCUUGAUGGUCCAUCUGGAAUUGGACCUGAGAUGUUUGGUGGUGUUGGGCCAUACUACCAGUCCACCCCUUCUUCUUCAUCUACAGAUGACAGCUUGAGCCCAAGCAUUAAGCUCCAUCAUGUUUCUUCGUCAUCAGCCUCUGUCAUUAUAAAGAUUCCAACACCAUACAGCAAAAUGUAUAUUCUUACACAAUACAAUAACACACUGGUGUCUGAUGUCACCAAUUUGAAAUUGACUAUACAAAAGAUAACACUCGACAAGCUCAGGCCUAACAACAACUACACCUUCUGCGUAGGGUCUAUUCGUAACUCUCAACGUUAUAACCACACCUGUCUCCAGUUUACUACUCGUGGCCAAAGUCCGGACAAUAUGCUCCCCACACCCUCAACCACUACUCACUACAUAAUGACCAUUGUAGGCUGCCUGUUUGGCAUGCUCAUUGUUAUAGGAAUUGUCUACUACUGUCUUCGUAAAAAACGUAUGCAUGAUGAGAAGAAAAAGUCAAUCUCUGUCAAAAAAACUAUACUGGAAAUGCGUUACGGGCCAGAGGUGGCGGCAGCAGUAGCAAAUGAUCCAUCAGCAGUGCAAAAGCUUCAGGAGCAGUCCAGGGAGCAUCACCAAUAUCAGCAUCACCAUAGUGGAAAACUGUCCACAUCCUCAAGCUCUGGACUGCUACACUCUGCAAAUACAACCUCCUCUAGACUUUCCUCUAUCCCACAAGUGGAAAAGAUGGCCUCUGCUUUCUCCGAAGCCAUGGCUACAAGUAAAGGACACUAUAUGGAUGUGAGAACUGGAGGGGCAGGGAUGGAAAGAGUGGGGGAUGGUGUUCAUGGCGGGAGAAGGGGCGACGACCUGAGGGAUGAUGACGGAACUGAUCUUGGCGAUGACUCAGACGAUGAUGGACAUGGCUCUGCCUCAGAGAUCUCCACUAUUGCCAUGGAGGUGGACAAAGUUAACCAGAUUAUUAACAACUGUAUUGAUGCCCUUAAACUUGAUGCAGCAGCAGUCGCUGCUUCAGGCACUUCGAUUAACCACACAGCUUCCUCCAAUCCCACCUCCCCACCACCACCCAGUUCAUCCUCCCUUGCUCGUGGUCUAAUCCCAGGAGGGCCCGAGACAUGUCAGGUCAUUGCUCCAAACAAAAUACCGCCUCCUCCACCCCUACCUGCAUUAAACACUCCUCUGUCAGAGCGACCAGGGAUAAGUGGUGGGGGCUUUGUUGUCACUCCCCCAUACAGGCACCCUCCCCCAGCUACAGCUACACGUCCUAUUCAACGGCAAAUGAGUGCAGAUGCAGCUGUUGUUAUGGCCAAUGCUGUCAAGAAACAGAGCAGUACCACAUCUUGUGGCUCCACAGGUCGAGACAGAGAACGAGGAGGUACUCGAGUGUAUAGUCUGGAUGUUCCUGAACCAAGAAGCCCAGAUGCCUGUAACCAACAACAGCCACAGUACCCAGACCGGGCCAGUCCAGUGGGAUGUGGGGAGCCGCUGGAGAGACUGUCCUUAAUAGGGAGUGGGAGCUGUGGGGGUGGUGGUGGUUGCGACAGUGGUGGUGUUGGUGCCCAACAUCAGGACAGCCAGAAGUCACAUCAUUACCAUCAGCAACAACAGAUACAGCAGCAGCAGCAGCAGCAGCAGCAGCUGGAAGUGCAGCAGGACUACCACUGCUCGGAGCACCGCCACUCUGUCCCAGCUCUCUACUACCAAGGGUCACACCAUGGCUCCCCAGCCCAGCGCGUUUCUUUUCUAAAACCUCUGACGCGAUCCCGCAGGGACGCAGCAUCCUAUUCCCAGCUUUCCCCUGCCCGCCAACACUCCAGUUACUCUGGAUACUCUUCUAGCCCAGAGUACUCAUCAGAGAGUUCAUUACGUAUCUGGGAGCGAUUUCGUCCAUACCGAAAAGGGCCUCGUGAUGAGGCCUGUUACGUGACAGCUGGAAAUGCUCUUCGAAAGAAGGUACAGUUUGCUAAGGGUGAGGACCUGCAUGACAUCCUUGAUUAUUGGAAGGGUGUCUCUGCUCAGCAGAAGUUGUAACUUCGGACGAAAAUUUAGCAGAGUAGGAAAUGGAGUUUUGGUACUUUUUAUCCUGAUAAGCUCAUGGGCCUGAGAAAGCAUUUGAAGUUUAUUAAUGGAAAAAUGUAGGACAAAUUUUACCUGUGGGCUUUACUUUUUCUUUUUUGGCAUGCUAGGUAUAUAGGAUAUUGUGCUACAAGCAAGUACUGUGAAACUGUGCCUGGGAAUUGGACAUUCAUUACAGUGUUUUUUUACACUUCAUUGUAGCAUUUUUUUCUUUCUUAUUUUAUGGUGUGCAUUUCAUUCUUAUACAGCGAACAAAUGCCAACUGUGUAAUUUAGUACUCUUUGAAGUGAUCAUGUUUUGUGAUCCUAUGGACUAUUUUUUAUCAGUGCCAUGUGUCAUCUCAAGCUUGAGGCUUGUUCGGUCCUAGAUGUUCCCUGUUGUCUAUUGGAUUUUACAUCCCUUUUAGCUUCUACGAGAUAGGUGAUUCAGACAGGGUGGGAUCAGGGCCCUGUUUAAAGCAGGUAAGAACAGUUGAUGUAAAUUUUGUACAAUGUACUAUCGUACCCUUUUCUCUUUUGCCAGCAGUUGUUACAAUGAAAGAAAGUGAUGAUUUGCACACAUAUGCUCACAUGACGUAAAAGCUGUCAGGUCAAAUUUAACUACUAGGUUGUAUAAAUUUGCUGACGGAUAAGGAGAAGAAGCAGUGAUUUUGUUUGAAGCAUCAAACAGGUUUUCAGUUAACAUUGUUACAUGGUUUAUUGAGUACAGUUAUCAAAAAACAAGCUCUCCAAAACAAUUAUUUAGUAGGUAUUUUGAUUUAUUAGAUAUGAUUCUUCAGUUGAUACUAGGGGGGUAACAAUAUAUCCAGCUCAUAAGGCGAUCCAGGAUGGUGAGUUCUAGAGAACAAGAGACAAACUUUUACUAAUAUUUUUAGUAAAACUAAGAUUUUGCAAAUCGCAUAAUGUGUUUUAAGGAAAAUGUAUUUGGUGCAGAGUAAAUCAGUCUAAGUUUGACUAGUCCAUUUUAUAAAUUUUGAUGUUUGUUUCAUUCCAAGAUAGGCCAUAUGUCAAGAAAGAACUGAAAACGCUUCCUUCUUGUGUUGUUACUAAUAGAAUAAAGGUUUCACUUAUUGUUUCACUGUGCAUUUCCACUUCACGUUUGAGAAGUCUAAGAAUUUUAGAUUUUGAACCAGAAAUGAUCAAAUUCAGGCCAGAGUCUCUAGAAAAAGGAAAAAUGUCCCUUUAGUUUCACACUAUUAGAACAUUUUGAACCACAUGACAACUUUAUCAUCUUCAGCAGCAUUAGCUAACUUUUCUACCAGGUACUCAAAAUGCUGCCAGGUAAAUGGUGGUGGAGGUUUCUCCAGUGUUUAUGUGGACAGAUAUUAUAAGCCAUUGCUUAUUUCUGCUCCUUUUCAUAUAUGGUAAAUGCUGUUGUUGCAUUUGAUUUUUGAAUGAAGGAAAUACAAAAAAAUAAAUGGAAAAAAAUGCAAUGGAAAUAUGUGACUGUGUUAGUCAGUCAGAAUGGCAGGAAGCAGACUUUGUAAAUAAAACAGGGUUACUCAAAAACUGCUUCUUUUCUUACUUCAAAACAAGACCCUUAAG
Molecule: messenger RNA, 5220 nt
Organism: Girardinichthys multiradiatus
Lineage: Eukaryota; Metazoa; Chordata; Actinopteri; Cyprinodontiformes; Goodeidae
Product: protein phosphatase 1 regulatory subunit 29-like
Exons: 4
Coding region: 788-3631 (947 amino acids)
Cellular component (GO): plasma membrane
Molecular function (GO): protein binding
Source: RefSeq, a predicted model, not a curated record